AUGUCAACAGGGACACAGUUGGGUAUUGGAGGAGUUCCAUUGCCUGGUGAAGAUUUACGCCCAAAAAAUUCAGUUUAUGCAAGAGGAGAAGGACCAGAUCGUCCGGCCUGGUUAGCUUUUGACAAACAAGUGUUAUGUUUCGAUGCUUAUUUUCAAGAAUCUAUAACAGAACGUCCACAAGAACAAUAUCGUAUUCGAAAAUGUCAUAUUUAUUUUUAUCCAGAAGAUGACACUGUUCAAGUUGUUGAACAACGUCAAGCGAAUGUAGGUUUUCCCCAAGGCACUAUCUUGAAGAGACAUCGUGUGCCAUUAGUUGCUCCAAAUGAUGAUCGUUUUUACACAAUUGAAUAUUUCAAUGUUGGCAGUGAAUUAUCACUUUAUGGACGAGUGUAUAAAAUAAUUGAUUGUGAUCAAUUUACACGAAAUUUUUUAACCAAACUUGGAGUUCGAGUUCCUCCAGGUUUUUGUCCACCCGAAGAUCCAUUUUUGAAACAUAGACAAGUUCUAGAUGGUGGACAAAAUCCUCUAAGACCUUAUGAAAAAGUUGAUACAUUAAAAAAAUUUCUAAAUCACGAUCAACAUGUAUUACGCUUUUGGGCUGUUUGGGACAACACUGAUAGUCUAUAUGGUGACAUAAGAGAAUUUGUUUUACAUUACUUUCUAUCGGACGAUACAAUGGAGAUCCGAGAAGUGUUACCACCAAACAGCGGACGAGAUGCACCACCAAUUUUCUUAAGUCGUGGAAAGUUACCAAAAGAAUUUCAAGGAUUAAGACUACCGGGUGAAAAUGCACAACGAACAGUUUUGAAUGUAUUUGGUCAACUUAAUAAACAACGAUAUAUAUUGGAUAAUCUAAAGACGGGGGCUCUAAAUGAAACAUAUUAUACGGACCAAGAUUUGGCAAUUGGAAAAAUGCUAAAUGUUUAUGGUCGAAAAGUGUUAAUGACCGAUUGUGAUGAAUUUACAAAAAAUCAUUACCGAACAAAAUAUGGUGUACAAGAUUUUAGCCCAAUUGCAUAUAGAAAAGUAGCAGAUACAAAACCGAUGAAACAAAGCUAUCCUUAUACUGGCUUUGGUAGUGAAGAAGAUUCACUAAGUUCAACGAGAAAAAUCAUACCGGAACCACCGAAAAAAGAUUAUAACAAAUUUAUGGGUUUUGAUAGACAAGGCUAUGAAACAAAUAUAUUACGAUUUAUGGCUCGAAUUAUUACGAAGGAUGGCAUUCAAGCUGCACGUCGUUUUAUCAUUUCAUAUUUUCUCAGUGACGAUACUAUUUAUAUCUAUGAACCGCCAGUGAGAAAUUCAGGUAUUCAAGGUGGCAAAUUUUUGGAACGCCAAAAAGUUAAAAAACCUAAUCAAUCACGUUAUCCUGUCGAAAUUUCUGAUUAUUUUGGUGCCGAAGAUUUUUAUGUUGGCGCACGCCUUGAAAUAAAUGGAUUUUUAUUCGAUCUGUUUGAUGCUGAUGAGUAUGCAUUUAAAUUAAUGGAAGAACAUAAUCAUAUGUUUUCAAAAGCAAACCGUUCGAUUAUUAUGCAAAAAUUAAAACAAUUUUUCUCAUCAAAUUCUCAAGCUGUCUCCCAAUUUGAAGCAAAUGAUCCACAUCAUCAUGGCUGUUUUGGAGAUUUUCUUACGGAUCAUGAGAUAAUAACGAUUGCACGAUAUUAUGCCCUACAAGUUAUACAAGAAUAUGAUAUUUAUUCUGUCGUAUCUGUUGUUCAAGAACAAUUAAGAAAAAAUAAUUAUGAAACAUUUUCACCAUUGAAAGAAAAUUUAAUCACGAGAGAUCCAACUAUGAAAGGACGAUUACCAGUAGAAGAAGUUCGAAUUGCAUUAAAAUCUGUUCGCGUACCAUUACCAGACUAUUUGCUCAAUAUAUUUCUUAAACUACUGACUCAAGAUGAUGGAUUCAUUGAUUAUUCAGAUUUAUUAAAGGCGUUGAAUUGGCGUGACGCUCCUGUUCAAGCCCCGAAACCACCUGCAGAAGAAGCAAGUCUCGCUGAUGAUCCAAAACAAUUUGAAAAAACGACACAUGAACGCAAAAAAUUCAAUGUAGAAUAUAGGGAAUUUUUAAAAGAUUUAGGAUUGAAUACAACAGCGACAACAUGA
Didymodactylos carnosus is the source of this 2106-nucleotide messenger RNA. The record is from the annotation of a GenBank genome assembly. Lineage: Eukaryota; Metazoa; Rotifera; Eurotatoria; Philodinida; Philodinidae.